Molecule: messenger RNA, 1295 nt
Organism: Pyricularia oryzae 70-15
Lineage: Eukaryota; Fungi; Ascomycota; Sordariomycetes; Magnaporthales; Pyriculariaceae
Product: chitooligosaccharide deacetylase
Exons: 1
Coding region: 328-1164 (278 amino acids)
Biological process (GO): carbohydrate metabolic process
Cellular component (GO): membrane
Molecular function (GO): hydrolase activity, acting on carbon-nitrogen (but not peptide) bonds
Source: RefSeq, a predicted model, not a curated record
GGCGCGUGCUGUCAAUCCCUGAGGCUCUGGCCACCCUCAUUUACAAGAAUAAGCGGCAUCGAGAAGAACGGGAAAGAAAAAAAACAAGGGCUGCACAUUUGCCAACAAACCCCCGUCUCCUUUUUCCCACAACCGAACCAAGUCAUGAUCUCCCUCGCGACCGUACACGCGGGACAAAAUGCGCUUUGAAUCCGAGACCCACACGAAUUGCGAAAGGAUGAUAGCCGCCGUGCCAGAUCCCACUAAGAAACCUAAAUAAACGACAACGAACAAAACCAACCAUAACAAAAGGCAGCGAAAAAAAUAAAACACCUCCCCGAGCGAGCAAUGCUCACCCUCACCAACAUCUGCCGCCUCCCGACCAAGCUCCGCCGCCGCGCCCGCCGCCGCCGCAUGGCCACGCUCUGGCUCCUCGCGCUGCUGGCGCUGAUCGUCCUGGUGCCCGUGUACGCCGUGUACAAGCCGCCGACGAUCCUGCUGCGGCACCUGGCGCGGCGGUGGCCCGACGUGCUGUGGCAGGUGGACGGCCUGCCGGCGGACCGGCGCGUCGUGGCGCUGACCAUCGACGACGCGCCGUCGGACCAGACGCCCGAGAUACUGCGGCUGCUGCGGGAGCACGGGGCGCGGGCCACAUUCUUCGUCAUCGGCGGGCAGGUCGAGGAGGACGGUGGGCGGAGGAGAGAGGUGCUGCGGCAGAUUGUGCGCGAGGGCCACGAGCUCGGCAACCACGCCAUGCACGAUGAGGCCGCCCGGUCCCUGAACCCCGCCGAGCUGGAGGAGCAGAUACUGCACGUCCAGGAGCUGCUGCGCGACGCCUACGCCGAGUCCGACCCCGACUCCGCCAACACGCAGCGGUACCAGUACUACCGCCCAGGCUCGGGCUUCUUUACCGACUCGAUGCGCAAGCUAGUCGCCCGCCUGGGCUACCGCCUGGUCCUGGGCAGCAUAUACCCACACGACGCGCAAAUCACAAACUGGCGUCUGAACGCAAGGCACAUCCUCAGCAUGCUGAAGCCCGGGAGGAUAAUCAUUUGUCACGAUCGGCGGAGCUGGACGGUGCCCAUGCUGUCCAAGGUCUUGCCAGAGGCCAAGAGGCGCGGCUACAGGUUCGUCACCGUCACGGAGUUGCUCCUCGAGGCCGAAGAGGUGCUCGGUGAUACGUGAGGAAGCCGACGCCUGCGGAUUAAUUGUACAACUUAAUGAGCUUUUUUUCCUUUCCAUUCGCUUCCUGUAUAUCUAGUUCAGCGAGCAGCAUGACUGUAUAAAUUACUAUUAAUGAUGAUUGAUACCACCUG